Volvox carteri f. nagariensis is the source of this 4101-nucleotide messenger RNA. RefSeq lists its product as uncharacterized. The coding region runs from base 1 to 4101 and encodes 1366 amino acids. NCBI's taxonomy places the organism in Eukaryota, Viridiplantae, Chlorophyta, Chlorophyceae, Chlamydomonadales, Volvocaceae. The transcript has 17 exons. Gene Ontology annotation, biological process: nucleoside transmembrane transport. The record is from RefSeq and is a predicted model, not a curated record. Gene Ontology annotation, molecular function: nucleoside transmembrane transporter activity. Gene Ontology annotation, cellular component: plasma membrane.
AUGGGGACACAAGCUUUAUGUAAAAUCCAAUCGCCCAUAUGGUUCUUCCUUAUCGUUGGUUUAAUAGUCCUUCGGCCUGGGCCAUCGGCCGGCAUACCUUUAAUAAACAGCGAUUGCAAUCCAGAUAAUGGAACAGUAAAUCCAGCCACAAUUUUUACCAGGGCUGCCGUGAAAGCCAACGCUGACCAUCUCGGCGACGCUGCUGUGACCAUACAAUAUGGCGGCGAGCGACGCAAAUGGGUGUUCACGACCAUGGCGGAUAAAUUGGUGGCUGAGAAGGUGCUUCCCAUCACCCUCAAGGCCCUAGGCCGGCUGCCCCUGGAGCAGGGCCUCCGGGAGAUGGGGGCCUCCCUGGACCCCUCCUGGAGCGACCCCACCGGGCAGCAGCUGGCGGGGGAGGGCAGUGGCGGUGAGGGCAGGACGCGGCGGCGGCUGAGGGGGCCCAAGGAGGGGGGUGAUGACGCGAGGGGAGGCGACAGCGGCGACAGCCACAGCGGUGGCGGCGGUGGCGAUGGCUUGAGUGGUCGUGCUCUGAGCAGUUUGCUGGUGGUAGUCACCUGGGAUUUAGGCGGCUACGUGGCUUGUGAGAGGCUGCGGCGGAAAGAGUUGUUUGGACACCACUGCGUGCGGCAAGAGCUUCAUGAGCUACAUAGUGAGGGCUCAAGCAACAUGUCCGCCUUCCACUCUCCCGAAUUCAAUGCGCUGGGGUACGCCAAAAUCAAGUACCUGUACGACGCGCUUUCCCUAGGGUACGACGUGAUGGCAGUGGAUGCGGACGUGCUGGUUCUCAAGUCCCCGCUUCCCUUCAUAUUGCAGCAGAGGGCCCAGGUGGCGGCGCUCACGGAGAGAUGCGAGGUGGUGGACCCCUUCAUGCAGCUGCAGCUGGGCAAGGCUCGGUUCCCCAACCAGAACAUCGGGGUGGUGGUGGCCCGGUCUGACGGCCCCGUGGUGCGCUGUGUGGAGAGGUGGUUUGCAUCCAUGGUCGUACACAUGGACAACCCCCUGCUGUGGGACCAGGAGGAGUUCAACAGGGUGAUCGCCCACUGCGCCUCCCACCUGGGUAUGCGGUGGCACUCCCUGGACAACCGCCGCUUCGUGUCCCUCUGCUACUCGCAAUGCGGCUGCACCUACCCGGACUCGGAUAUGGAGCUGCUCACUGACCCAGCAAUGCGCCGCAAACACUUCGAAUGGUCGUUCAGGCGGGGUGUGCCGUACGAGGACCCCGUGGCGCGUACGUGCGGCCCGAGCGCGUGGGCGGACUGGGUCCUGGCGCACUUUCCAUGCCAGGGCUCCAUAAGGGAUAAGGUCAAAUACAUGGGUCAGCUGCUAGAGGGCUACCUGGUGGGGGAGCCGCGGGUCAUCAAGAACUUGGCCAAGAGAAAGAGCUUUCCGGUGGCGGAGCCCUCACCGCCUCCAAGCAGCCGUGUGGACUGCCCCCCGGGCCCCCCUCCGGUCUCGCUCUCCCCACCCCGACCCGCCCCUCUCCACCCACCCUGGAGUGAUGUACCCGCUGCCGGCUGUGGCCUGGAGGGCGGGAAUGCCGAGCCGCGGCCGCCGGCACGAGUCGCAGCGGCGGUGACGACGACUGUCGGCAUGACCGGCGGCCACUUCCCCGCUCUUCCCUCGCCGCCGCCCGACUGGGGGGGUCGCGCCUGCUACUUCCUGCUGGGUGCGGGGCUGCUGGCGGCGUGGAACUCCCUCAUCACCGCCACCGACUACUUCGGUGCCGUGUAUCCGGGCUGGCACACGGACCGGCUGUUCACCGUGUCGUACUUGCCUGUGUGUCUGCUGAUGCUGGUGGUGGGUGUCCGCUAUCCGGACCUGCUCCCAGCAGCCGUCAGGAUCCGCCUGGGAUAUGCGGGUUUCACACUCGCCAUGGCUGCCGUACCGCUGCUGGACGCGCUGCUGCUGAUGGAACCCGCCGGCAGUGGUGGCGGUGACGGCGGUGACGGUACGGCAGCCGCCGCCACCGCGGUGCCGGCGGCUGUGGGCGGUUUGUUGGCUGUGUUGGUGUGUGUGGCGCUGGUGGGCGCCUGUGAUGGCCUGUGCCAGGGGGCUGUGUACGGCGAAGCCGCACAGCUGCCGCCGCCGUACAUGCAGGCGCUGGUGAGCGGUACGGCAAGCUCGGGUUUGCUGGUGGGCCUUAUGCGGAUCACCUCCAAGGCGGUGUUCGAGAACGUUCCUGGGGCCCCGGCGAGGGAUGAAGGGGGGGACUCUGUUGCUGGGGAAGAGGAGGAGGUGUUCAAAAGGAAGCGAGAGGGGCUGCGGGACGGUACGCGCCUCUACUUUGCACUGGCAGGCCUCCUGUCAUUUGCUUGCUUAAUCGUGUACGACGCCGUACUGCCGCGCUUGCGAACGCUUCCGUCGCGUGGGACCGCCGUCGCAGCGGCAGCGGCAGCUUCUGAUGUCUCCGACGGCGACCAUGGUGGCAAUCACGUGUACGAACAUCAUCCGUUGCUACUCCCGCUGCCCCUGGAGCUGUCUACGGAGUGCAAGUCUGGUGCGGGUAGCGGGGAGGGAAGCUGGCGGAGUGAUGGCGGCGGCGGCGGCGCCGCCACGGCCGUCAACGUGGAUGUCGACGGAUCUUGGUCCGCCACAGUCCCAAGUCUUUACCCUCAGACGGUCGACGGCGACGUUGGCGGUGGCGGUGGCGGCGCCGCCAGCAUUGCGUACCCCCCUGGCGGUGGUGGCGACGGCAGCCACGGCGGCGGCAGCGGCGGCGAUUACCCUUUCGGGCCGCACGCCGGGGCGGUGGCAUCCGCCGCCGCUGUCGGCGACCGCGGCGGCGGCGACGGCGGCGGCCUGUGCUCCGCCGCGCAGUACAGUCGUGGCUCGGAUGGGCACGCUGGCGGCAGGCUCAGCGGCAGUGACGGUGCCGUACGUGUCCAGAUCCUGCACUGCCUCUUCCUUAGCUGGGCCCUAUGCGGGUCGCUGUUCCUGACGUACACCGUCACGUUAUCCAUCUUCCCUGGCUUCCUGGCGGAGGACGUCCAUAGCGCCCAGCUGGGUGACUGGUACCCCAUCCUGCUCAUCACCGCAUUCAACCUGGCGGACCUCGUGGGGAAGAGCCUGCCAGUCAUGGAGCCGUUAAGGCCGCCGUUGCAAUCGCCGCAACCGCUGCAACCGCCGCAACCGCUACCACAAGCGCGGCUUUCCAGAACGCCGCCGAUACGACAGGAGGAGCAGCCGCCGCCGCAAUUGCCGUUGCCCACAGAGACCUCCCCAUACCUCGCACACCACAACCACAACCACAACCAGCACGGCCGUGAACAAGAACGUGGAUAUGAAGGUGCACAUGACGGCUAUCACGACCACCAAGAUGACGCCGUCGGUAAUGAACCCGGACAUCCGUUGCUACUGCCCCUGCCGAAGAGGGCGGCUCCAGGGGGGAGAGGCAGUAGCAAAGCGGUGAGGCUGCGGACGUGUGGAUGCCUGGCGGCAGCGGCCACGGUGCUACAGCCGUUGCGGCGGCCCGGUGGUCUGUUGACGGCGGCAGUAGUCCGGGGCUGUCUAGCGCUGCCCGCGUUCCUGGGUGCGGCGCACUGGCGGGCACCUGCCUGGGUGAUGGCGGCGCUGACGGCGAUAUUGGGCGUCACCAACGGCUACCUGACCACACAGGUGCUCACGAUGGGGCCAUCUGCAGUACUGGACAGCCCACACGACAACCAGAACGUCCGCAACAACCACAACCACCGCAACCACCACGCGCCGCAGCCGCAGCUGCCACAGGCUGCGAGGGCUGUGACGAUGACGAUGACUACGACGGCAGCAAUGACCGAGUCUGCAUUGGCAUCUUCUGCUGCUGGAGACUGUCAGACGGCCAGUCGCGUUGUGCCAACAGCUGUGGUUGAUGGCUGCGGCGGCGGCGGCGGCCGUGCCACGGAGGAGGGGGAGGUCGGCGGUGGAGGACUGCUCGGGGGCGCUUUGCAGCGCUGUUCACUUCAGGGCUUGGGUGCUGCUGCUGCAGCUGCAGCUGCAGCCGGGGCCCCCGCUGUCAUCAGCCGCCAUAGCGAUGCGGAGGUUGUGGAAAUUCUGCUGGUGAUCAGCCUGGUGGCGGGUCUCAAUGCGGGCGCGUAUCUGGGCUGGCUGUGGCUGUUGUAG